AUGAGAAUCAAAACGACCUCCUUUUGGCUCUUGGCCUCGGCUUUUGCUCUAAUUUCUAUUGUAAUUGCCCUCUAUGGAAUCUCUCCGUCCCCUUCAACAAGUUCUCCAAUAAGAACUGAAGAUAGCUCUAUUCUUACUAUUUUUGAAAGGGUUAUCAAGAAAAGCGGGUUAGAGGAUAUCCAAUCUGUGGUAGCAAGUUUCUUUUCAAGACACCAUCACCGGAGGAAGCCCAAAAUCAAAUGCGACCCGAAUAAAUGGAGAUCUAAGCUAAUAUACCGAUAUAAAGUGUCUCUUGUAUUGACAGUGGACUUGAAAGGUUGUGGAAAUUUUAGCAGCAUUCAGAAGGCUGUUGAUGUUGUUCCAGAGUUCAGCUCCUCUACCACUCUCAUCAUCAUGGAUUCUGGUAUUUACAGGGAGAAGGUGAUGGUGCAUGCUAACAAAACAAACCUCAUAGUUCUAGGCCAGGGCUAUCUCAACACCGUCAUAGCAUGGAACGAUACUGCAAAUUCUACUGGUGGAACUGUUUAUAGUGCUUCAGUUGCCAUUUUCGCUUCUAAUUUCACGGCUUACAAUAUUAGCUUUAAGAAUACAGCUCCUUGGCCAUCUCCUGGAGAAGUCGGUGGGCAGGCAGUGGCACUUAGAAUCGCAGGGGACAAAGCUGCAUUUUAUAGAUGUGGAUUUUAUGGAGCUCAAGACACGCUCCAUGAUGAUAGUGGGAGGCAUUAUUUUAGAGGAUGCUUCAUCCAAGGAUCGAUUGAUUUCAUUUUCGGAAAUGCUAGAUCACUUUUCCAGUCCUGCACCAUUAGUUCCAUUGCAGAACAACCUAAAGCUGGAGCAAGUGGAUCUAUUACAGCUCAAGCAAGGCAAUCAAUGAACGAGCAAACUGGGUUUUCCUUUGUGAAUUGCAUCGUCAUUGGAAGUGGGAAAGUAUGGCUUGGCCGAGCUUGGGGAGCCUAUGCUUCCGUAGUCUUCUCUAAAUCAUACAUGUCUCAUGUUGUAUCUCCAGAUGGAUGGAACGAUUGGAGAGACCCUUCUAGAGACCAGACAGUAUUCUUUGGAGAGUACCAGUGUUUUGGACCUGGAGCAAACUUCACAUCUAGAGCCUCGUAUGGAAAGCAGCUUACACAAUACGAGGCAGCUCCCUACAUGGAUAUUUCAUACAUAGAUGGUAAUCAAUGGCUCUAUCAGCAAAACAUUUUGCCCAGCAUUUCUAAUGAUGAAAGGGACGAAGAAAACAUUUUCUCCAGCUAUUCUAAAAAUGACAGGGAUGAAGAGUUUACCCGAGCAUACUAA
This is a messenger RNA of Dovyalis caffra, 1293 nucleotides long. The record is from the annotation of a GenBank genome assembly. NCBI's taxonomy places the organism in Eukaryota, Viridiplantae, Streptophyta, Magnoliopsida, Malpighiales, Salicaceae.